This is a messenger RNA of Physella acuta, 5149 nucleotides long. RefSeq names its product cytosolic carboxypeptidase 2. NCBI's taxonomy places the organism in Eukaryota, Metazoa, Mollusca, Gastropoda, Physidae. Gene Ontology annotation, molecular function: metallocarboxypeptidase activity; zinc ion binding. Gene Ontology annotation, biological process: proteolysis. The record is from RefSeq and is a predicted model, not a curated record.
AUAAGACUCGCAUUCUGACAUGCAAUGCAAAACGAUAUCCCCUCUCAGUUUAAUUAAUUUUUCAUGUUAAAUAAAAUUAACUUAGUGUGCUCAUACAUUCUAAAAAUCGUAGGCAUAAGAAUAAUUAAACCAUAUUAAAUAAUGAACAAUCAAUAAAGGUCUAUACAAAACAGUCAUACUAUCAUGAUGCCAGGAGAAGAUUACUGUGAAGACGACUAUUACUGCCUAAACCCAUAUGACAGCUUUAUGAAGAAACACUUGCAGCAUUAUGGGUAUUAUACAGGCAGAAAUCAAAAUUAUAAGAACCAAUUCCAACAAUAUUCUGAGUGGGAUAAAACUUUUGGCUACAACUUAAGCACCAGCAGUUGCGAUUGUUCUGACUCAGAAAGUGAUGAAGAAAAAAAUGCUGAAUUGUCAGAUUUUUCUUCAGAAUCUGUCACAACCCAAGAAAAUAUUCUGCCACAAGGCAAACUUUGCUCUACUAUUGAACAAAAACAAAAGGACAACAAGCUACAAGAAGACUCACAUAGAACUACCCAGCUUAUAUACAGCUGUGGCGAGUCUGGAAAAAUGGUUCCACGGCUUAGGGAACCAAGAAGCCUGUAUGCACUUAACAAAGAACUGGGUCCACAACAAGCUGCAAGAUGGCCCUCGGAUUUGCAAGUAAUAAAUGAAAGAGUGCAUCACAUACAGACAGUUCCAACAGAGCCUGAACCAUUUUAUAAACAAACUGGCCUUGAAAAAUGUCCAAUGGCUAGAGGUGAAACAAAUGGUGGGAGAGUUGUCUUCAGCUAUGAAACAAACUCCAGCUUUUUUAUGAAAUCUCGAGCUGGGGGCUCAAAAAAUGGAUGUGAUCCGUGUGCUGUGCCUUUGCAGUUUGAGAAUGAUACAACUCUAAUAUUUGAAUCAAGGUUUGAAAGUGGAAAUUUGGGGAAAGCUAUUCAAGUGGGUGAAAGAGAGUAUGAGCUCCAUCUGCGUUAUGAUUUGUAUACCAACAAACACACACAGUGGUUUUACUUCCGGGUCUCAAAUACUCAAGCAGAUGUGGAAUACAGGUUCACUAUUGUCAACUUUAUGAAACCUGAUAGUCUGUACAAUGAUGGAAUGAAGCCAGUGAUGUAUAGUGAGAAAGAGGCAGCUCUCAACAAAGUGGGAUGGAUCAGAGCAGGAAAUGACAUCAAGUACUAUAAAAAUAACCUAAGAUAUGAAACCAGUAAAGGUGACCGCUACUUCUACUCAAUGACAUGGACAAUCAAAUUUAAGCAUAAUCAUGACACAGUCUACUUUUCUCAUUGUUAUCCUUAUACUUACACAGACUUACAGAACUACCUUCUGGAACUUACGAAUGACCCAAUCAAAUCUCGCAUUUGUAAACAAAGAGUUUUGUGUAGAACAUUAGCUGGAAACCUUGUGUAUGUCCUGUCCAUCACUUCAGCUUCCCAAAAUCCUGAGGACUUGAAGCACAAGAAAGCAGUGGUAGUGACAUCUAGAGUGCAUCCAGGAGAAAGUAACUCUAGCUGGAUGAUGAAAGGAUUUCUAGACUUUGUCACUAGCAACUCUCCAGAUGCUAAGCUUUUGAGAGACACUUUCAUCUUUAAAGUAGUGCCCAUGCUGAACCCAGAUGGAGUUGUGGUUGGCAACUACAGAUGUUCAUUGACAGGGAGGGAUUUAAACAGAAAUUAUAAAACAGCUCUCAAAGAUGCUUAUCCAUCAGUGUGGCAUACAAAAAUGAUGAUACGCAAACUUCUGCUUGAAAGAGAAGUUAUUGUGUAUUGUGACCUGCAUGGACAUAGUAGACGGCAAAAUGUUUUCAUUUAUGGAUGCGAACAAAAUCAGAACCCUAACAAAAAGUUUCAUGAGAGGAUUUUUCCAUCAAUGUUAAGCAGGAACACUCCUGAAAAGUUUUGCUACAAGUCUUGCAAAUUUAAAGUUCAGAAAAGCAAAGAAGGUACAGGAAGAGUUGUCAUGUGGAAUAUGGGCAUUAUGAAUAGCUACACUAUGGAGGCAACCUUCUGUGGCUCCAGUCUUGGGAAAAAGAAAGGGUUCCACUUCAACCAGCAUGACUUUGAGAUGAUGGGCUUCCAUUUCUGUGAUACAUUGUUGGAUUACUGUGACCCAGACAGCACAAAGUUUUACAAAACUUGGCUUGAUGUGACUGAAAUACAUAAGUUGACAGUCAUGGCUAAAAUUGCUGAAAAGGGGCUUAAUCCUGAGGAUGUUGAAAACUUAAGUGACAUUUCCACGGACACAGAAUCAAGUGAUGGUGGAUCUGACAGUUCAAUUUCUGAUGGCCCACCACUACACCUGCCAUUCAGUUCCAGCAGGCCUAAAAAGAAAAAACUGAAAUCUAAGAAAGACAGGGAUAAAGUUCACAAAGAUGAAACUAAGAAGACAUCUCCAGUCGUGAGUGAAAAGGAGGAUAAAAGAAUGAGAAACAAUCAAGUUAAACCAUUGCAACAAGAUUCUUCCAAGCCUAUAAAAGCAAAUGGUCCAAAACGUACAAGAUCAUUAGAUGAACGAACCAAUUCUGGCAUUCCAGUUUUUGUUCAAGAAAGAUUUGAGGAAAAGAAACAGAAGAGGAAUGAGUAUCUUGAAGCAUUGACUGCUGCAUACAUCAGCAAUAACAUACCUAUUUCUACUGACCCAGCUUUUGUAAAAUUGGAUUGCAAUCAAACCAAAGGUGAAACCGAGAUUAGUAUUAUCUCUAGUGGAGAUAGCCAAACUUUGGAAAAGAAUGACUCUUUUGUACAUUUUCGCUACUCUGGCACCACUUCAGACCGUCCCAAUCAGCAACCUCUCAAUGGGUUGCCUGCUCUCCGUGAGCAGCCCCUCCCAUCAGUUACCCACCCUGAUGGGGAAGCAUAUGCAGAUUCCACACACAUUAAGUCAGUGUUUCAUGAUCUUGAACUGAGAAGAUUGACACCAAAAUGGCUGCAUGAUGCAGCUACCAAAUUGUACCGUGGUGGUAGUUCAAAAAGAGGUGAUUCACCAAUUAAGAUAUCCCGUCUCUUUGGGAGAAGGGAGUUGAAAACACCUGAUGCUACCAGCAUGGAGGAAAUGUUAAGAUCACAACUGAUCCAGCAAGCUUCUGUAAACCCAAUCAAUAGAAAGCACAAGCCGCAUCUCUUAGAAGUAUCUGCUGCUCAACAGAGACAGACUGAUGCCCUGUCACGUGAUAAAAACAGUCCAAUGAAAACCGGUUCAAAUAUAAAUGAUGAAGUAGAAGAAUCCAACAAAUCGAGCUUGACAGACUCCUCAGAAAUUGUAACCAAACCUCCUGUGUCAAGCUACACUGUGAGUACAGUGAGGGUGACACAGACAUCAACUCCUACCAGUUCAGAAAAACUUGAAGAACCAAUAGCAAAGAAAUUUGCACACAGACGUAGAGAGAAAAGUGGCAGAAAAAGUAGAAAAGAAAUGAGAGAAGAAGAUGAAGAAAAUGAUCGUAGAGCCCAGAGUACCAGUGAUCUGUCAAAUCCUAAAGUUUCCCAAGGGCAACCCAUACGCUCAAGAUCUGCCAACACUAACCAUUAUAAGUCCACCCAGCUCAGCACCAUUGAGGAGAUUCAGAAAUCAUUGCAGUCACCAAGAAAUGAGCCAAGUGCAGUAAAUACAGCUGGUGAUAUUAUUAAAAAACUCAUAAAAGAAACUAAUGAGGAGAUUCAUGACCUGACUAAUGAAAUUCAGGAAGAUAUUGAGGAUUGUUUCAUUCUGAAAAAGAAUCAUCAAAAAUCUAGAUCCUUUGCCAAUCAAAAACAGCCAAAAGAAACUGAAUUGUCUAGGGCAAAGCCAUUCAAAGAUAGCACAGGGACUGUUGCUGUACCAUUUCAUGCCACGCCCAUCUCCAAAAUAAAAAGUACAAGUCCUAAUUCAACAGUACCAGAACAGAGAAAAAACAGCAGAGAACUUGCAGAUGAUAAAACUGAGCUCCCAACUAUGUUGUCUCAACCAUCAGUUUUCAAUUUCUCCAACCAGAUCAAGCCAGUUGAAUCUAUGACUUACUCUUCAUCAUCCCUGUCGACACUAGACCCAAUAAAAUACAUAACAGAGUUGAGAUCAGACACUGUAAACAACAAAUCAAAAGAGAACUCUUCUAAGUCAAGAAAUUUACAACGCCAUGCAAGCUUCAAUUCAGCUGCAACAGGUGUGAAUAAAAUCAACCCUGGUAGAAACAACUCCAACCUCUCCAACUACACAGCCAGCAGCAGUUCUCUACACAUGUCUGCAACACACAAAUCUGUCUCGCCGAGCUCUGAUGAUGCCAGCCCUGCUGUAUGGUACAGGCAGUUAAGUUCUAUCAAUGCCAACCAAUACAGCAGUUACGGUCAUAAUCCUAAAGGGGUGAAGCUCAACAGGCAAAAUUUGGUGUUUAAAAAUAGUGAAAAUGCUGAAUUAGCAGAUCUUCAUGUGAGUGAUAUAAAGGAAGCAAGAAGCACUGCAGAUCUAGGGGAAACUGGAGAGCAAACUCGUGCCAGAUCUGCUAGAUCUAGCAGUCGUCAAGUAAUUGAAACUGUGCCAACCAAAAUCUCUUUGAUGAUAUGCCAAGAUCACCAGGAAAGCUCUGCCCAGUUUCUUUCUCAUUCCAGGCAGGGACAAAGAUCAUCUGUAUUCAGCAGACAGCAAACUCGAAAAAAAUAAUUUGAAAUUGGUGAUGCUGUAUUUUUAAAAAUAUUAUUUCAGUUCUUGGGGCUUUAGCUGUGUUAAUUACUGGGUUAAGAGUUGACUAAAUAACUAAAGUAAAUCUACUAAGUGAAACCAAUUAAGAAUAAAAAUAUAAUUAUUUUCACCAAAACUUGUUUAUUGCCUACAUUUUUAAUAUUUAUAAUAAAAUCAACUUUUAAAAUUACGAGAAUUUUUGCUGUGAUAAUCUUUUAAAUUUUAUAUUCUGUACAUUUAUAUUCCUUUAUAAUAUGAAUGUGCUUGUUGCAAAAUCAGUUUUUUUAAAUAUAUAUACAAUAUUCUCCACCUAAAAUAUAUAUUAUUAAAGAAGCUAUUUUUCAAACAUUAUAAUUUGUUUUUAAAAACGAUUGCAUGUUUAAUAUUCAAGGAGUCAUUUGUGAUAUGUAUCACAGGUACAAAGUAUGGACAUGAUUUGUUUUCCUGUUGUUUUGUGGAUAAAACCAAAAUAAAAAUGUUUCAAUUGCUACAA